Gaeumannomyces tritici R3-111a-1 is the source of this 1350-nucleotide messenger RNA. RefSeq lists its product as hypothetical. The record is from RefSeq and is a predicted model, not a curated record. The transcript is spliced from 2 exons. The coding region runs from base 282 to 1244 and encodes 320 amino acids. Gene Ontology annotation, molecular function: 4-hydroxy-tetrahydrodipicolinate synthase activity. Lineage: Eukaryota; Fungi; Ascomycota; Sordariomycetes; Magnaporthales; Magnaporthaceae.
UCGACGCCCACGUUACAGCCUUAGGGGUCACCGCCCUCGCCGGCUCGUUCCGUCAUUGGGACAGCACGAGUCGCGGUCAGCGAAAGGCGAGAGUUUUUUUCUUUCUUUAUGUAGACGGACAGCUCCGGGCGAAUAUCUCCCGAGCCUUUUGUACAAGACUUAGAACCUUUUUUUAACGUCGCGAGAUACCCCCACAACCUAGACACCAGGCCACACCCACGGCAGGCCAUCACAUCUGAUUUUACGUUUCUCUUGAUACCCUCACACCAAGUCCACACAGAAUGACGUCCACAGCAAAGAAGGCCUUCCCUCCCGGGAUCCACGUGCCCAGCCUAACGUGGUUCGAGGGCACGCAAGAGCAGGGCAUCGAUUGGGCUGUGCAGAAGAAGCACUUUGAGUUUCUGGUCAAGUCGGGGCUGCACGGCAUCGUUAUCGCUGGCACCAACGGCGAGGCCGUGACGCUGUCAGCAGACGAGAAGCGCGACCUGGUGGUCGCGGCGCGCGAGAUCGCCACUGCCAACGGACGCGGCGACAUGCCCAUCACGCUGGGCUGCGGCGGGCAGAGCACGCAGCAGGUGAUCGCCGAGACGAGGCAGGCGGCCGCGGCGGGCGCUGACUUUGCGCUCGUGCUGACACCCAGCUACUUCCACUUCGCCAUGAACGAGGACACCAUCGUGGGCUUCUUCCGGGAGCUGGCCGACGCCAGCCCGGUCCCCAUCGUCAUCUACAACUUCCCGGGCGUCGUGGCCGGCCUCGACGUCAACUCGGACAUGCUGGCGGCGCUGGGCGCGCACGCCAACAUCAUCGGCGUCAAGCUCACGUGCGGCGGCAUCGCAAAGGUGGCGCGCGUGUCGGCGCAGUACAAGCCCGGCGAGUUCUUCACGCUCGCGGGCCAGAGCGACUGGCUGGUCCCCGCCAUGGGCCUGGGCAGCAUCGGCGCCAUCACGGGCGUGGCCAACCUGUACCCGCGCGCGUGCGUGCGCAUAUUUGACCUGCACCGCGCCGGCCAGGUCAAGGAGGCCGAGGCGGCCCAGAUCGAGCUGGCCAAAAUGGAGUGGGGGUUCGGCAAGGGCGGCAUCAACGGCACCAAGCACAUCGUGGCCAAGCUGCGGUCGUACCCGCUCGAGAGCAGCCACUGCCGCCGCCCGUACCCGCAGUACUCGGAUCCCAAGAAGCAGGAGUGGAUCGACGGCGUGGUCAGGCCGCUCGAGGCCGAGGAGAGGGCGCUUAACGAGCACUACUAGGGCGUGCUGUAAUAGGUAGAAACGUGACUAUAGGUGAUGUAAACCCAAGAUUACCUUUAAUGAAGAAUGAGAGCCACAGGUCAGAAUGAGGCCCGUUGUAUUUCAG